AUUUGCACCGCCCCCAGACAGUAAGGAGAUCGACACAAAAGUGUUUUUGGAGUCUGUGUUUCAACUGCCUUCUUUCUUGGAUCGCCUUGGUUUCAAAGUCUUCAAACUAAUUAGGGAUGACAUAAAAGAAAGCAUCACAAUCCAGUGAAGUAUGAGACACUUCAGCAGAUCCUGAUAGCAGAGAAAAGCAUGUAUGGUUCAGAAUGGCCUAAAGCUGGAGCAACACUGGCACUUAUGUGGUUAAAAAGAUGUUUGCGCUUCAUCCAGAUUUUAUUGCAAAGUCUAGCUGAUGGUGAAAGAGAUAAAGACAAUCCCAAUCUCAUCCGCAUCAAUAUUUCUAAAGCGUAUGAUGAAGCCCUCAAAAGGUACCAUGGCUGGAUGAUCCAGAAUGUUUUCAAGGUUAAAACAACCCAGCAUAGGUGUAAUUACAACACAUGGAGCUGGGCUCGUCCCUUUUUGACCCAGGGCUGGGUUGAAAAUAACAGACAUUCACUGAUCAGUGCAUGUGGGAAUCGUAUGCAUGGUUCAGCUGCAGUAUGUGCUGCACCCUACCGAUCGGAUUUUCUUAAAGCUUUAUCCAAGAAUCAAGAAGUUGCAGAGGAGGAUUGCUUAUCUAAAGUUCGUCAGUUUUUAAUAAACUUCACGCCGGCUGUGGAUGCCAUUUACGAAAUGUAUUCAAUAAUGAAUGCUGAACUAGAUUACAAGGUUUAACAGGUGCUUUUUGUGGUUUGCAUAUCCUUUCUCCUU
Misgurnus anguillicaudatus (oriental weatherfish) is the source of this 747-nucleotide messenger RNA. RefSeq names its product glycolipid transfer protein-like. Gene Ontology annotation, molecular function: ceramide 1-phosphate binding; ceramide 1-phosphate transfer activity. Gene Ontology annotation, cellular component: cytosol; membrane; cytoplasm. NCBI's taxonomy places the organism in Eukaryota, Metazoa, Chordata, Actinopteri, Cypriniformes, Cobitidae. Gene Ontology annotation, biological process: ceramide transport; intermembrane lipid transfer. The record is from RefSeq and is a predicted model, not a curated record.